This is a messenger RNA of Callorhinchus milii (elephant shark), 3539 nucleotides long. It is a transcript of the gene rflnb, whose product is annotated as refilin B. Gene Ontology annotation, biological process: actin filament bundle organization; negative regulation of bone mineralization involved in bone maturation; skeletal system morphogenesis. The record is from RefSeq and is a predicted model, not a curated record. Gene Ontology annotation, molecular function: filamin binding. Gene Ontology annotation, cellular component: actin filament bundle. Lineage: Eukaryota; Metazoa; Chordata; Chondrichthyes; Chimaeriformes; Callorhinchidae. Bases 79 to 777 code for a protein of 232 amino acids. The transcript is spliced from 3 exons.
UAUAUAUAAUAGAAGAUUGUCCUGUUGCAAACGAAGUAGCAGAGAGCCACACAGUGAGCAGCAGCAGCAGCAGCAGAGAUGGUGGGGAGCCUGAACCUGCAGGAGGUGACUGGACCUUUGGUGGAGCCCAAACGUAUGGGAGAGAGGGUCUUAGACAGCCCUGACUCUGGGCUUCCCCCCAGUCCCAGCCCCAGCCCCAGUGUGUGGCUGCCCUGUCCGGGACAUCCCGAGAGCCGACUUGGGGCCACUCUGUUGUUGGAGCAAGAGGACAACAACAACAACAACACCACCACCACCACCAUCAGCAGAGGAGGAGGACAAGCUGCCCAGACGGGCGCUCAGUUCACUUCCCCCUUCUUAGUCACAGGCUUUGGGCCCCGACUCUAUCCUCUGUCAUUUGGAGAAGGGGUGGAAGUUGAUCCGCUGCCACCAAAGGAGAUCAGGUACACCUCCUCGGUGAGGUACGACUCGGACAGGCACUAUAUCGACAACGUGUUCCUGCCGUUAACCUUUGGAAUCGCUUCCUGCAGCCAGACAGUCGUCUGUGUCCCCAACUGCACGUGGCGGAGCUACAAGACCGAGCUGAGAUUUCAACCGCGACUCAAACCUCUGCGAUUCCUGAGCACCACCAUUGUGUAUCCCAAGUGCGCAAAGACUGUCUACACCACCACCGUGGAUUACAACUGCAGGAAAGCAGCGAGGCGAUUUCUGUCCAGCGUUGAACUCGAGACGACGGAAUACAACGGCAGUGAAUUGGUCCUUCGAGAUGACCAGUGACUGAAACAACAAAUACUGUGUCGUGCUUUUUGUUCGAAGAAGAAAGAAUAUUCUUUUGAAUCCUCGUCUGCAGUCAUUCUUUAAACUGUCCAAUUGCUUCUUAACCUGUUCGAGACUCAAUUUCUUUUUGCUCCUUGCAACAUAGCCUACAUUAAACCACCACGGGGAUAAAGUUAGCAAUUUCAUUUUCAAAAGUUAACACCGUUAACAUUUAAGCAGGAAAUUAAACCACGAGGGAAGUUUUUCUAUUAAUUUUUUUUGGGGAAUGAAUAAAGGAUUUACAGUCUGUGCACAGACUGGACAUGGUGUCGAGAUGCAAGCUAUCCGGCUCCAGUUCAUCUGUGGGGAUCUCCGAUCUGAAACUAUCCAGGACCGAACACUGAAUGUCGGUUAUUUUCUUUAAGGACUUAAAUGGUUGCACAGGGUUGUAUGCAAAGUGCAUUCUGGCUAAAGAUGCAAGCGUGACAUUUGCCCAUUCCAACCUGGGCCAAGACGUGCGUAGUACAGAGUUGCUGGGUGAAGCAGCGAUUACGACCCUCUUGUAUGUGGGAUGGGAUGCCAGAACGAUAGUGGGCAAGAAGCUUCAUCGGAGUAUCGAGAUUUCACGUCGGUUGUAAUUCUGUAUACAGUAUCUUUACUGCUCGUUUCUGUGUAAAUGGUAGUGAACAAUUUCUUCCAAUGCACGCCAGUUCAGUUAAGCGUACCUGUUAUUUCUCAACUAGUGGGACAUCGAGAGCGUAUCGGUUCUCAACGUGGCUCAUUCCUGGCGUUUCUGACAUCGCCCCCUGAUGCUUACCGUACAGUAUUUGAUACAUCCUAACUGGCUGACAAUCCUUUAAAUGAGAUAUUUGCCUUUAAUUAUGGGACCUUGCAGUGUGUAUGCCUGCAACAAAAAAAAAUAGCCCACUGAAAGGUGCGUGUAGUUAAGUAAAGUGUAUGCUUUUGCGCAGAUGCACGCACGUGACUAGGGCAACCCAUUAUUUGUCGAAGGGUUAAUGUACAUUUCGAAAGGUCUAAUCUUCCUCAAUCGAAAGGAGCAGUCCACCUUAACCAACCCAAAAGGCAGGUAGCAAAUGCAGUAAACAGAAUGAUUCUGUGUGAUUUCCCAGUACAACCAAACUGCAAGGAACAGUUGGCAUUGGAGGCCAGGGGGGAGGUGCGUGGUGACUCUUCACUGUACAAAAUGCAUAAUCUCUCAAUCGCGGACUGCACCUAUUUAAAAUGUGUCCUGGUUUUGGCUCCAUGACGUAUAUGCUCUGUUGAAGUAGGUGCUGGAAGAAUAUGUUGGAACUCUCCACACCCCCCACCCCAAAGAAAAAAGUUUCCAAAAACUUUGCGUGUGCCACGCCUUCAAUUCAUUGAAACACUCCGAGUUUUGGUUUCUACAAAUGGUGAUGUGAUGGGACAGAAUUCAGUUCUCCUUUCAAUCGAUGUUUACAAAACUGAGGCAUCUCACAGCUUCUGCGUUGCUCGAUUGGAAAUUGCAGCUUGUUUCAUAAGAGGCAGCUUUAUAAUUUUAAAAACUAGUAUAUCCAUGGUUGGUAUGGUUAGAGUGGACUGCUCCUUUAAUGACCAUCCGGCUUUUAAACGUGAGUUGCGAUUGGCAAUGCAGCGUUUGCAAACCAUUUGGCAAUUCUUUCUAAGCCACUUUAAAACUACUAAAAGCACUUGUAAGGUUUUUCUUUUAAGAGUUGUGGCAAGGCUUCCUCUUAGCCCUUUUAUAUGAGGGAUUAGACAGACCAAAGAAGGAAGAAGAGGCUUCUGCUACUAAAGCACUUGUUCGGAACAUGGUUCAAUGGAAGAUUGUAAGAAGUUUGCACGAAUAUCCCGGCUCAGCCAAGCAGCUAUAGCAAUACUGUGGUGGCCUAGCAAUGAAUUGCGAGCUGGAUAAAUAAAUGCGCUAUGAAUAUCCAGUGGCCUGUAGUUGUAUAAUAAUUCAGCUAAACAUUUUGUGGGACCCAAUGACAUUGUAGGCCUUUACAUUCUGGUCCCGCGUUGAAAAGAAAAAUAAUUGCAAGUGUGUUAUUUGAAAGCUACCUGAGCACAUGCCAGUUAGAAUCGCACACAGGUUAUUCAGUCCAUCGUACCGGUGCCAGCUCUCUUUCAGAGCUAUCUGUCAAGUCCCACUCACCCCACAUUUACCUUUUUAUGCUUUUUCCCUUCAAUUUGUAUGGCGGUUUAAAAACAAAUUGCCUGUGAUUCUCACUGAAUGGGAUACUCAAGAUAAAAGUUCUCUUUUCAAACAAAAUACCACCCCUCCCUCCUUCCCCCCCCCCUCACUUUCCAAACGGUUGUGUGUUAAGUUAAACAGAAAAAAUUCAACUCAAUGGGCUGCAGGUUUCCGAUGGAAUCGUUUGGGCUUUGUUAUUGUCUUUCAAACGUGAUGCGAUAGAGAUGACCCAACUUGUCUGAAGUCUGCUUCUGUUGAUUGGACAGGUCUCUUAAUAGUGUGUUCGAUGGAACAAGUUGAAGUGAUGGUUUAAGUGAUUAAACGGACAGCGGAGGAGAAGUGGAAGUAGAUUGUGCUGGUUUCCUUCCCUAGUUUUAUCAACCUGUCUCUUGCAGACAGGUUAAAGGGAGGAACUCCUGCUUGGGAUCCAAGGUAACAUGGGGGACGAUGGACAAUUGCAAGUUUUUUUUUUAAAAAAAGGGAAAGCGAGCAAGCUAAGGUGGUUAUGUAAAUGUUGCAAUUUCUACACAUGUAUUGUGUGAAUGGAAAUUAGUGAUUCACGUGCAAAUAAUAAAUAAAUUUGAUUUUGGUA